ACCAUCCAACCUAUAUCCAUACUCUCACCUUCCAGCCUAUUCGAGGUCGACAUCUGGCGCCCCUAGUCAGACCCUCCACGUAACCACUCCUAGGUUACGCCACCUAUCCGCCCUCCUUACACCAUCCCAUAGCCACCGACAGCAUCUACUGGCCCCGCCCGAUUCCGUCUCUUGUAUCUUCUUCUUUUUGACGAUCAUCAUUCAACACUUCUCCCCGCUGAAAGCGCUUCCUCAUGCUCGUGUACGCAAGGAAAGAUAUUGGUACAUUCAUAGCUGGGAGAUACAUGAUCACAGAAGUGAUCACUCACCGUGACUGCGAGGGUGAGUUAUCCUUCUUCCUCUUCUUGGCCGUCGGAACGGAUUCUCAUUGGUCUGCGCGGAAUAGUGAGCGUCUACGUUGCUACAGACACCAUAGCCCAGGAAGAGGUCGCUCUCAAGCUCAACACCGCGCGCCACAGAUUCCGAUGCGAAGCCGAGUUCUACGACGAUUCAAUCCGAGACUUGGAGGGGUUUCCGAGGAUGAGGUGGGCUUGGGAGCACUGUUUCUGUUACUUCACUGCUAUUGCCCUCGACCGUCUGGGACCGUCUUUGGGUGCUCUCAUCAAAGAGGUGGAAGAAAGCAAGUUUAGCCUCAAGACGACUCUUCAAAUCAUGAAUCAGGUCAUCACCCGCAUUCAAGCUUUACAUGAACGACACAUUAUCCACCGUGGUAUCAAACCCGACAACUUCUGUAUUGGCAUGCCAGGGAGCAAGACAGAGAACACGGUGUAUAUGAUCGAUUUUGAUCACGCCAAGAAAUUCAGGGAUCCUCUUACCCAUCUGCAUAUCCCCUAUCGAGAAGAGAAUGACGUUGGCAACUCUUCUCAGACAUCGUUGGGUGUCCAUCCCUGGACAUCGUUAGCCGUCGACCAGAGGGUCGAGGCUUCGAGGCGAGAUGAUAUGGAAUCCGCGGGCUAUAUGGCGGUCUUAUUCCUCAAAGGCUGCCUACCUUGGUGCUACGGGCGUGACUAUUGUCCAUCAUACCCAGAGCACCUUGAAAGUAAGAGAAUCAAUGUUUCCAUGGAAAAAUAUGACCAGAACGCUGAUAUUCUACUCAGAGAAGGACACCAGUCUCGAAUAUCUCUGCGAAGGCCUCCCCGAAGAGCUCAAGACUUACAUCUCCUACUCCCGUUCUCUCAAAUUCGACGAAGAGCCCGACUAUGACUAUUGCCGAGGGCUCUUUCGACGAGUGUUUGAGAGAGAAAGGUUCAAGGAUGACGGGGUCUACGAUUGGACAGCUUCUGAGGUUGAGCUGGAUAUGCGGGAGAACGAACCGUCUCCCGGGAGUCCCCAGGUUUCUGCAUCGGGAGUUGACGAUACCGAGGUUGAGACGACCGAGGACGGGCCUUCUGCUAGCCAGACCGAGGUCACGCAGGCUUGUUCUAAACCGUAUAUGAGCUUGCGAUCGCGCGAGGUGGUCUUGAAGGUUUGAAGGUGACUGGUUCGAUUUGCGUGGUUGAGUGUCUCGAGCAUGGCAUUAGGUAUCGGUGAUAGCUGUUGUAUACUACUGUAAAUCAGUCACAUACAAAAUUUAUUAAUCUCUUCACUCUCCAUUCCACUCCCAGCGAGCCAGCCUCAUACUCUCCAUGUCGUCGUGUAGCAUGCCGGGAGCAGAACAUCUGCUUCCGUUCCGUACCUGGCUGGUGUAGUCGGUGUUCCGAGAUCAGCUUGUGACGUCUUUCUCUGCUUCAGUCACCAACAACAGAAAUUGACCUCAGCCUCGUCCAAACCGCUUCAUUAUGGUGCGCAAACAGAUCGGAGAGCGGAUUGGGAACAAGUAUGUAUCUACGACUGGACUGUAGUACCUCAAGAUGCGAUUGAGUCUGAGAAUGAAGACGAU
Cryptococcus amylolentus CBS 6039 is the source of this 1879-nucleotide messenger RNA. RefSeq lists its product as hypothetical. The transcript has 2 exons. Gene Ontology annotation, molecular function: ATP binding; protein serine/threonine kinase activity. Gene Ontology annotation, biological process: peptidyl-serine phosphorylation; signal transduction; endocytosis. The record is from RefSeq and is a predicted model, not a curated record. The coding region runs from base 520 to 1203 and encodes 227 amino acids. Gene Ontology annotation, cellular component: cytoplasm; nucleus. Lineage: Eukaryota; Fungi; Basidiomycota; Tremellomycetes; Tremellales; Cryptococcaceae.